UCUCUCUCUUUCUCUCUCUCUCUCAGUGCGUGUGUGUGUCAGUGUGUGUCUGUCUCAUGAACGGAACUGACCGCUGCUGUAUCUUUGAGUUCAUUCACCAGCAGACAACAGGACUAAAUCACAAUCGAUCUGGAUUUAUUUUCCUCACGUCCGCGCUUGAAUGAGGUUUAGCGGUUCAAACAGGAUUCAGAGAUUCAGCGUGCGGAUCUCAUCAGAUUCCCUCCCGGCAGAUCAUAUGCUCGUCGACCUGCGGAUCGAAGCGCCAGGAGAGUUUGAGAGUAUCGAGUUUUAUCCGUUCUGUGUCUGUCUGGAACAUGGCACAUAGAAUGCGGAACGGACUGUGACUGCUGAUUCCUCCAGCAGCAGAGACACACACUGCCGAGAGUCGAUUCUGGGAAAGUCGUCUAUCCACUGGACGUUUUCUGGCCGGUUCGUCUUACCAAGAUAUCACACGUACGCCAGUCUGAAGAGACGCUAAAGCCAUAUUUGUUUAUUUGACUUCCCCCUCUCUCUACCCAUCCAUCUGGAUACGUUUCUUCCCUUCCCCAUCCCACAUUCAUCAUUCUCUCCCGUGACAUCAUGUGGAGUUUUCAGAACUUGCUUUCUCUGCUUACUUUGCUUCCCUGGGCCUGCAGUCACAGUCCGAACCCAUUCGCCGGGCCUCAAGUGACACCGACGGACCCCUGCUACGACGAGACGGGCGCCGCCCGCCGAUGCAUCCCAGAGUUCAUCAAUGCAGCGUUCGGCCAGGAGGUCAGCGUAUCGAGCGUAUGCGGCCGGCCGCCCUCUCGCUCCUGCAGUUUAGUAGAACGUGACGACCGUCCUGCUGUGCGCACGUGCCAGGUCUGCGAUGCGUCGGACCCUCGCCACGCCCACCCUGCCACCUACCUCACCGACUUAAACUCCGCCCACAACCUCACCUGCUGGCAGUCGGAGAACCUGCAGGGCUCGCCGCUCAACGUGACGCUUACGCUGUCGCUCGGCAAGAAGUUCGAGAUCACAUACGUCAGCCUGCAGUUCUGUUCCCCACGACCGGAAUCCUUGGCCAUUUAUAAGAGCAUGGACUACGGGCGCACUUGGACACCCUACCAGUUCUACUCGUCGCAGUGCCGUCGCAUGUACAACCGACCCAACAAAGCGGCGAUUACCAAGCAGAACGAGCAGGAAGCUUUAUGCACGGACGGACAUACCGAUCUCUACCCGCUUUCUGGUGGCCUCAUCGCGUUCAGCACACUAGACGGACGCCCUUCGGGCAAAGACUUCGACUCGAGUCCUGUUCUACAGGACUGGGUGACGGUCACCGACAUUCGGGUGGUCUUCAGUCGCCCGCAGCACCUUAGAGCGCUGCCCAUGUCAGGACGUGAAAGCGAAGACCCGCUCGGGCCGCCUGGAACGCUGCCUACUUAUUACUACGCGGUCGGCGACUUCCAAGUGGGUGGGAGGUGUAAAUGUAACGGCCACGCCUCCCGGUGUGUGCGAGAAAAGGAAGGGAAACUGGUGUGCGAAUGCAAACACAACACGGAGGGUCCGGAGUGUGACCGCUGCAAACCGUUUCACUACGACCGGCCCUGGCAACGCGCGACGGCGAAAGAAGCCAACGAGUGCUUGCCGUGUAAUUGCAACCUGCACGCGCGGCGCUGUCGCUUUAACAUGGAGUUGUAUAAGCUGUCGGGCCGUAGGAGUGGAGGAGUGUGUAUGAACUGCAGACACAACACCGCCGGACGCCACUGCCAUUACUGCAAAGAGGGAUUCUACAGAGACAUGGGCAAACCCAUCACACACCGCCGAGCCUGCAAAGCAUGUGACUGCCAUCCGGUGGGAGCUGCAGGUAAAACGUGUAACCAGACGACGGGUCAGUGCCCGUGUAAAGACGGGGUGACUGGCAUCACAUGCAAUCGCUGCGCUAAAGGGUAUCAGCAGAGCCGAUCGCCCGUCGCCCCGUGCAUUAAAAUCCCUGUUAUAAAGCCGACGGCUGUGAUCAGCACUACAGAGGAGCCUGCAGAUUGUGACUCAUACUGCAAACCACUGAAGGGAAAUCUCAAGAUAAACAUGAAGAAAUACUGCAAAAAGGACUAUGCUGUCCAGGUCAGCGUGUUGGACAUGGAGACCGUCGGCGACUGGGCCAAAUUUGCCGUCAGCCUGGUGUCCGUGUACAAGAGCCGAGGAGAGCCGCUGAAGAGAGGCGAUCACGUGCUGUGGGUCCAUAUGAAGGAUCUGGCCUGCAAAUGUCCGCGGAUACACAUGGGCAAACGCUUCCUUAUCCUGGGCACAAGCGAGGGCGCCGCGAGCCCCGAACGUCCGGGACUGCUGGCCGACAAAAACAGCCUGGUCAUUCAGUGGAGGGACAUUUGGACUCGACGACUGCGCAAGUUCCAGCGCAAAGAGAAGAAAGGCAAGUGCGGCAAAGCAUGAUGGGAUGGCAGGGAACUCUUUUAUUAUUGACCACUGUCCUGCGUACGCGGGAGACUGAGAGAGCGAACUCUGCGUAUUGUUGUUUUCAGUGCGUUAUUUGAUGUCGUCCUGUUGGUCAGCCUUCUAAAGGGACCGAUAAAAAGACUGUUUCUAAUCACACACCACUGAAUCUCACACACACACGUGCUGCAGUUUGACUGAGCUACACAUGGACUGAUUCCAUUUCCUCUCCAAGCCACAAUUUAAUCAAUCAAAUAUGAAAUACGUCCUCAAAUUACAAAUCAGGGGAACCAUUCUGUCCGCAUCUGGUUCGGUUCUUCCAGCCUUUGUGGCCUUCAUCAGAUGGUCACACUGGUGUUCACCACAUGCUGCUCGCUUCAGUUCUGAAAACCUCAAAAUCUUCAUCAUCGUCAUCAUCGUCGGCCUGGAUCAUUUCACUUUUGAAGAACUUAUCAAGCGCGCUCAUAUCUGUGGGUUGUGUGCCGUACGUGUGGAUGUGUACUUUGAUGCUGAAGGAUCUAGUGCAGAAUAGAGCGAACGUCCAUUAGCAGACAUGGCGCUAGUAUGCAAAUGCACAAAUGCUUGGCAAACAUGGUUUCGUUGUGCAUUUUUAACAUGCUUUUUUGAGUUACUGUGGCAGGAACAAAUGUCUGUCAUUAAAGGGAUAGUUCACCCCAUAUUCAACCAAAAUGAAUAUUUUGUCAUAAUUUCUUUACUCUCAUGUCGUUCCAAACCCAUAGAAUGUUAUUCUAUUCUGUGGAACGCGAGAGGAAAAUUUCCCUCUUUUCCAUAUAAAAACAGUCUGUUAAGCUCCACAAGAUGACAAAAAAGCACUGUCAAAGUAAUCCAUUUAGAGACUGAAUUAAAUGCAAGCACAACUGAGAGAAGUUGAGAAGGUUAUUAGUGAAUAAUGACUUUUUAAAGACUUCAUAUGGCUUCGAAUUGUAUGGACUGCUUUUGUACUGUAGCCAAAGUUUUGAAAACAUUCUCCUUGUUUUUCAUGGAAAAUAACUAGAGUAUGAGUUUUGAAUGACAUGAGGUAAGUAAAUAAUGAUCAAAUUUUGUGUCAUCAAAUCAUUGUCAUUCCAAACCUGUAUAUAUUUUUUUCUGUGGACCACAAAUGAAGAUAUUUUGAGGAAUGCUGGUAACAAACAGUUCUGGUUCCCUUUAAUUUCCAUUGGAUGGAUAAAAAAUACAGUGGAAGUUAAUGGGAACCAAAACUGUAUGGUUACCAACAUUCUUCAAAAUAUCUUCCUUUAUGUCCCACAGAAAAAAGAAAGUUAUACAGGUCUAAAAGAUCUGAGUCAAUUAUGACAGCAUUUUCUUUUUUGGGUGAACUAUAACCAGUUGUGUUAAUAAACAUGUCAACAGUUUAACCAAACUUUUCUAACUUAAGACUGGAAUAAACUUCUCAACUCAACACAAAAUGCCUCAAAAUAUCAAAUAUGUUUCAUCUCCUCUGACAGGAUCCCAGCAGGCACUGGAUGCCAAUAUAACGUCAGGUUGAUGUCGGGCCCUAACAUCGGACAGACGUUGCAUUUUGGUUGAGUUACACAACCUAAAAACAACCAAAUAUUAACAUCAGCUGACGUCAGUAUUGGAUAUCAACUUACUGACAUUGAAUUCACAACCAAAAAGCAAAAAUCUAGGCAAAUGUAUGUGUUAGUAUGUGUUUACUCUGCCAGAUUCUCUUCAAACUGUUGCUUUGCUAUUUCAGUAGUUGAUCUGAAACAGAAAACUGACUGUAAAAGACAGUUUAUGCUAAAGCAUUACAGCGCCCCUUGUGGCAGUGAAAUGGAGUGCGUUUGCAUACUUGCGUAAAGCAUGUUUCAGGGCCAAUGCUCUGUCCUAAUGUUUCUCUCUCUCCUCUACUACUGAAUGUCUCGGUUUUUAUCUGCCGUCUGACCGUUUUAAAAGACAAGACAAAGACGAGAAUAAUGACGUGUAUUCUUCUUGUUUGCAUCUCUUACUGUGAGAAAGUGUCAAACACACAUAUACAGUGGGGUCUUAAAUGUUUGAGACCAUUUGCUUUUUCAUUUUAAUUUCAAAUGCAUUAUCUGCAUAAUAAUUUGCAUUGAAGAUUAUCACUUUAGUGAUAUUUGGUGUGUCUCUCUGCAGCAGCUGACAUGAACAACCAAGAUCACAUUCUCCAGAUAAUGGCCACAUAUAUCAGUCUGUCAUUACUAGAAAUAGUGCCAGAUUUUAUUAUCUCUUCUACAUUUUACAUCACAAUUUGGCUUUUAAUGUUUUUUUCCACUUUUAAAAAUCCUCUGUUUAUUUCUAGAGUUAAAUAAAAAUGCCAGAUUUGAAUUUUUUUAAACUUUAGGACCUCAAUGUAUCUGCAUUGUAUGAUGUACCGUAUGAUAUUGUCUGUUGUGUUGGUAAUAUUACAGAGUAAUGAAGGAAAAUCACAAUUAGAGUUUAAUUCAUGCUGACUCUGAUCAUGUCACGAUGAAUUUCAGUACAAAAACUUUGUUUUACUCUGUCUUUGCUGCAUUAAGAAGUAAACAGCCCUUCUUAUUGGUAAAAAAAACACCGCCUGGUUCCACCCUACAAACAAGUCUCAUUUUCUAAGAGAGAAUAAGUUAAAAAAAUGAAUGUUUAUUGUUAGAAUAACAGGAUUUGUAUUGUUCAAGUAUUUUAUGUUGAUAGUCUCUGUGUGUUUAUGCAAUAACUAGUCUUUUUAUGCCAAUGUUAAACUAACAGGAGAGUUAACUGAAGUAGUGUUAAAAUGCUAAUACUUUAUACAAGCGUCCAUAGAUUUACUAUGGUAAACUCUCACACACACCACGACGCACAACGACCUCAGAAUGUGCCCACUGAGUGCCAGUGACGGGACAUUUUAUGUACUUUUUAAAAAAAUUUCACAUAUCAUAUUGUUUAUCAUCCAUACUAAAUGCCGUUUCACAUACUUCACUCAAAAAUAAGCAGUAAGCAGUGUGACAACAAUCCAUUCUGAACGCUGCCAAGUGCUCUGUGUGGCACACUGUAUCCCACAAUGCAGUGCACUCAGUGUGACCUUCCAUUAGCUGUGACAAAUGCACAGGAGUUAAUAACAACAGACUUUUUGGUUAAGACCUUAUGCACAAAAUCAGGUUAAAAAUGCAAAACAAUCAAGAUGACAACAGGAUGCCCUUAGCAUGAUGAGGUCAAGUUAGAAUGUUUCUGUUUUUUAUCCAAAGUGACAAAUCUGAAUAAUACAAGCAGAAUCUAUUAACCCAAGGGAUGAAACAACCGCACCAAAUCCUAGAGUAGAAACUAGUAUGCCAUCCUGAACAUACCCUAUGUUGCAGAGAUGCCUUGACAAAGGAAAUGUCAUUUCCACCGCAAUUUCCAUUUUCAUUUUACUCCUGGAAGUGGUUUGGAUAAGACUAUAAACAUAUGAAAGCCUUCCCGCCACAUGAGCGGCGCAGAUUACCAGUUUUAAUGACCCUGAUGUCAUUAAGUAAAUGAACAAUUAUGAGAAAGACUGAAUUGUGUUUCUGGCGGGAAUCGGCAGACGUGCAGAAGGUUGCUCUGUCUGUGAUUGCUUGUGCGAAUGUAUUUGUGUCUAUAGUUGUGUGCAAAAGUUUGGGCACCAUUCCCACAUUUCAUGUUUGGGUGAUUCAGUCUGGCAUUGCAAUCCCAAAUAAGCAUGUGCGAAAUUAGCUUUGAAGAAAUGCAGUAAAUAAACAACUCGAAAAUGACCGAACCAUUUAGUCUAGCCACAGACAUUUGCACACAACUGUAUAUUUUUACAUAUCUGUGUACGAAUGAGUAUGUAUUUGUGUGUAUUCACUUCCAUUAGCCUGAAUGUGAAGUGUGCGUGUGUAUGAACAUGUACAUACAUGAGUAAAUGUGCAGAUUGAUGAACUUUAUGUGUUUCCACAUGAGGAAUAUGUUUCCUUUUUUAACGUACAAGGAGAGUUUCUCUUCUUCUCAUCAUCCGUUUUAUUUGCUGUCUCUGUAACUGCAAUGACCACUGAAUUAAUCAAAUAUACAAAUAAAUUAUUA
This is a messenger RNA of Labeo rohita (rohu), 6405 nucleotides long. It is a transcript of the gene ntn2, whose product is annotated as netrin 2. Gene Ontology annotation, molecular function: protein binding. The transcript is spliced from 8 exons. The record is from RefSeq and is a predicted model, not a curated record. Lineage: Eukaryota; Metazoa; Chordata; Actinopteri; Cypriniformes; Cyprinidae. Bases 580 to 2412 code for a protein of 610 amino acids.